AUGAAUCACUAUGAUUACUUUAAUCCUUUAGAAUCAGAUUCUAACUCUAGUGAUAUAUAAUAUGAUAAAGAAGAUGAGGAUGACAAGAAAUCUGAAGCUUAAAUGAAAAAACAAAAAGGAAAUACCAAAAAUACAUAUAUCAAUAAAAUCUCAUCUUUGAUUAAAAUAGCAAAUUCUGAAUAAAUAGAAGAAAAGUAUUUUAAAUAAAAUGACAAUAGAGGAGGAAAAAAAUAAGUUUAAGCAAAAUCCUCAAAUCAACUCUUUGGAGGGGGAUCAUGUGUUGAUAAAGAAGAUAAACUAAAAAAAAAUAGAGAAUCUGCAAGAAAUAGUAGAAAGAGAAAGAAAAUUUACUUAGAAUUAUUAGAAAAUAAAGUUACAAUAUUGUCAGAAUAAUUGGAAAGUUUUCAAAAAGUUAACGAUUCCACUGCUGAUUUGGCAUUAAAAUUACAAAAUAAAAUAAGCUAAGUUAAAUUACAUUAUAAUUUAGAAAUAAGAGUAAGAUCAGAAUAAAAUGAUUUUGUUUUAAAAUUUAUAAAAUACAGUAUAGAAUAAUGUUAGUGAAAUGAAUAUAGAUAGUAUAAUAGAAUCAUUAAAUGUAAAAAUAAUUAUUUAUAUAAGAAAAAAUUUGGAGCUGGAUCAUUUGAAAGAUAAUAAUAAUUAGAUCAUUAUUUUAACCAAAUAUAUGAAAAUUGCCUAUCUCCUUAUUUAAAUUAUAUAAUUGGAGUAGCAAAAACAGAAUAAGAUAUUUUUAAUGGAUAAAAUGGAAAUAAUGAUUCUGGUGUUUUAAGGAAUUUGAAAUUGACAGACAAAUAAAAACAGAUAUUUUUAAAGAAACAUAAAAAGCUACUUAGAUUUUAGAAUGAUCUUACAAAGUUGUGUUAAAAUUUAUUUUUAGCACUUUAUCAUCUUUUUAGGAGAUUAAAAACCAAAUAUAGAUUGAAUUGAGUUCGUAUGGAUAAACAUUAGAAUAAUUAAGAAAAGAGUUAAAGCCAAAUUAAGUAGGAAAAUUCCUUAUAGAAAUUGAAAAAAAAGAUAUGUAGCAUCAUUUUAGAGAAUAAUUUGAAAAAUACUUUGGUGCAGAGAUGGAUGAAGAAGAUUCUUUAGAUUUAUAUUAAUUUAUGGCUGAACAUAAUUAUUGCAAUACUCUAGGUAUCGAUAUUCAACAUACAUAUAAUAUAUAUAAACAAUCAAAAUAAUUUUUAAGUAGAAAAUAUGACUUAGAUGAAUAGAAAUAGCAAUAAAAUAAAGAUGAAUGA
This is a messenger RNA of Paramecium primaurelia, 1256 nucleotides long. The record is from the annotation of a GenBank genome assembly. Lineage: Eukaryota; Ciliophora; Oligohymenophorea; Peniculida; Parameciidae.